This is a messenger RNA of Sorex fumeus (smoky shrew), 1452 nucleotides long. It is a transcript of the gene MATN3, whose product is annotated as matrilin 3. The transcript has 8 exons. Gene Ontology annotation, molecular function: calcium ion binding. The record is from RefSeq and is a predicted model, not a curated record. NCBI's taxonomy places the organism in Eukaryota, Metazoa, Chordata, Mammalia, Eulipotyphla, Soricidae. Bases 1 to 1452 code for a protein of 483 amino acids.
AUGCGCCACCUCCCGGGACCCGUCCUGCUGCUGAUGCUGAUGCUGCUGCCGCCGCCCCCCGCCGCCCCCGGACCCCUGGCCCGGCCCGGCCCCCGGAGGGUGGGGACCCGCGGCCCCGGGGGCAGCCCUGGACGGCGGCCCUCUCCGGACGCGUCCACCUCCGGCGAGCCCUACUCGGGGGGCGGCCAGCCCGGAGGGGCCCGCGGCGGCGCAGGUGUGUGCAAGAGCAGGCCCUUGGAUCUGGUGUUUAUCAUCGAUAGUUCUCGGAGCGUCCGGCCCCUGGAGUUCACCAAAGUGAAAACCUUUGUCUCGCGGAUCAUCGAUACUCUGGACAUCGGGGCAGCAGACACGCGGGUAGCAGUGGUCAACUAUGCCAGCACGGUGAAGAUCGAGUUCCACCUUGGGACCCACACAGAGAAGCAGGCCCUGAAGAAGGCUGUGGCUCGGAUCACGCCUCUGUCCACGGGCACCAUGUCAGGCCUGGCCAUCCAGACAGCAAUGGAGGAAGUCUUCAAUGUGCAGGCAGGCGCUCGGGGGCCCAAUGCCAACAUCCCCAAGGUGGCCAUCAUCGUGACCGAUGGGAGGCCUCAGGACCAGGUGAACGAGGUGGCCAGCAGGGCACGGGCAUCUGGCAUUGAGCUCUACGCCGUAGGUGUGGACCGGGCAGAUAAGGAGUCCCUUAAAUUGAUGGCCAGUGAACCCCUGGAGGAGCACGUUUUCUACGUGGAGACUUAUGGGGUCAUUGAGAAACUUUCCUCUAGGUUCCAGGAAACCUUUUGCGCUGUGGACCUUUGUAUGCUUGGCACACACCAGUGCCAACAUGUGUGUGUCAGUGACGGGGACGGCAAACACCAUUGUGAGUGCAGCCAAGGGUAUUCGCUGAAUGCUGACAAGAAGACGUGUUCAGAGAUUGACAAGUGUGCUCUUAACACUCACGGGUGUGAACACAUUUGUGUGAACGACAGAACUGGCUUUUAUCACUGUGAGUGCUAUGAAGGCUAUUCCUUGAAUGAAGACAAGAAAACUUGCUCAGCUCAAGAUCAGUGUGCUUUUGGUAGACACGGCUGUCAGCACAUUUGUGUGAAUGACCAAACUGGGACCCAUCACUGUGAAUGCUUUGAGGGCUACACUCUGAAUGCAGACAAAAAAACAUGUUCAGCGCGGGACAAGUGUGCCCUGGGAUCUCACGGAUGCCAGCAUAUCUGUGUGAAUGACGGAGCCGCUUCCUACCACUGUGACUGUUUCACAGGCUACACCUUGAAUGAGGACAAGAAGACGUGUUCAGCCAUUGAAGAAGCACGAAGACUCAUCUCCACAGAAGACGCUUGUGGAUGCGAGGCCACACUGGCAUUCCAGGAUAAGGUCAGCACAUAUCUGCAGAGGCUCAACACCAGACUUGAUGACAUUUUAGAAAAGCUGCAAGCAAAUGAAUAUGGACAAAUACAUCGCUAA